This is a messenger RNA of Exophiala xenobiotica, 696 nucleotides long. RefSeq lists its product as uncharacterized. The record is from RefSeq and is a predicted model, not a curated record. The transcript has a single exon. The coding region runs from base 1 to 696 and encodes 231 amino acids. NCBI's taxonomy places the organism in Eukaryota, Fungi, Ascomycota, Eurotiomycetes, Chaetothyriales, Herpotrichiellaceae.
AUGUUCCGCCCAAGUGUCAUCAGCGAUCUGGUUCUUGAUUUGUACCAUGGGCGGUCCACGCAUACUGAAGAGUCCAAUGAAUUGCCAAAGUUCAAUCAACGACAAACGGCUCUACUUCGGAGGCUCGUGAACGGGUGGACAAGUAUCUACAUCGGGCCUUGGAACCUCGGCCAGGACGCUCUUCAAGCCUCGAGCUCGCUGACUGCCGCCACUCAUGUGUACCGCACAAGCCUGCCGGAUGAUCAGUGGAUCACCGAGGUGAAAACAUGGUGGUCGAUCUACCUUGCCGCAUUUCAACGCGUCUCGCUCGACUGGGCCGUCGGCCCUUCUGAGGCACAAUACAACCCAUACGUGACACGUCCCAACACGACGCUGCUUCAGAGCUUUUGCGGCAAGCAGACCUCCCUUCGACCGAGGUAUUUCAAUUUGAAUGUGCUGGGGAUGUUCUUCACCUUGUUCUUUGGUAUCGUGGUGAUUAUAAUGAGACCAAUGCUGCCUACGAUUUUGCGCAGGUUUCAGCUUCGUCCAGAUAGAGAACGCGGUCGGCUUGCAGCGCGCGCGUGGGAAACCCACGAGCUGCUGCAUCUACAUAAGCAGAGGCUCGAUGCGACCAAUGGCCAUGCGAAUUCGAGUGAUGGAACGACACAUGAGGAGGUCCCCCUGUUUCCCAGAUUGAAGAGAUCGAUGACCUGCUAG